Molecule: messenger RNA, 7962 nt
Organism: Neoarius graeffei (lesser salmon catfish)
Lineage: Eukaryota; Metazoa; Chordata; Actinopteri; Siluriformes; Ariidae
Gene: unkl
Product: unk like zinc finger
Exons: 17
Coding region: 24-2516 (830 amino acids)
Molecular function (GO): metal ion binding
Source: RefSeq, a predicted model, not a curated record
CGCAGUUAUUGUUUUGACUGAAAAUGCCGUCGGUUUCGAAAACGGCGGCGAGCGCUUCUCCUCAAACCGAGAAACCAACCCACUAUACAGUAAAGCUGACUGAGUUGAGUCUCUCUCUCUCCAUCCCUGAAUAUUUGAAGGAGUUCAGGACCGAGCAGUGCCCCCUGUUUUUGCAGCACAAAUGCACACAGCAUAGACCCUUUACCUGUUUUCACUGGCAUUUUCUAAACCAGCGAAGACGGAGACCGAUCAGGAGGAGAGACGGAACUUUUAAUUACAGCCCCGACGUCUACUGCACCAAGUACGACGAAACAACAGGCAUCUGUCCAGAUGGAGACGACUGCCCUUACUUGCACCGGACCACUGGUGAUACAGAGCGCAAGUACCACUUGCGCUAUUAUAAGACUGGCACCUGCAUCCAUGAAACAGAUGCCCGGGGGCAUUGUGUGAAAAAUGGCCUCCAUUGCGCCUUUGCUCAUGGGCCUCAUGACCUACGGCCUCCAGUCUAUGAUAUCAGAGAGAUACAAGCACAAGAAGCUUUGCAGAAUGGCCAGUUAGGUUCUGGAGAGGGAAUCCCGGAUCUGCAGCCGGGAGUUCUGGCCAGCCAGGCCAUGAUUGAGAAGACUCUUAUUGAAGAUCCUCGAUGGCAGGACACCAAUUUUGUUUUGGCCAACUAUAAAACAGAGCAAUGCACCAAGCCCCCUCGUCUAUGCAGACAAGGCUACGCCUGUCCUCAUUACCAUAAUAGUCGAGAUAGAAGACGGAAUCCCCGCAAGUUCAAAUACAGGUCAACUCCGUGCCCAAGUGUAAAGCAUGGUGAUGAAUGGGGAGAGCCAUCAAAGUGUGAGAGUGGCGACAGCUGUCAGUAUUGCCACUCCCGCACUGAGCAGCAGUUUCACCCCGAGAUAUACAAGUCCACAAAAUGCAAUGACAUGAAGCAGACUGGGUACUGUCCGAGGGGGCCAUUCUGUGCUUUUGCACAUGUUGAAAGAAUUCCUUCUACUGAGGAGACCAUGAGCACUCUGCUCACAGCAAUGCAGUCAGGCUCUCAGGCUAAGCUGGGCUCCCAACAAUAUCCCGAGUGUCCCAGCAGUGACUGGAGCAGCACCACAAAUUCCAUCACCAGCAGCAUGAGCAACAAUGGGCAGAUGGCAAGUGUGUCAUGCUCUAAUAGUCCAACUGUAACGUCAAGCUCAGGAAGCACCAGUUCAUUGUCCCCAAUUGGACCCAUCGGCAGGCCCAAAUCCUUUACUAAUGGUAGCUUAUGUUCAGAGUCCACCACGUCCAGUGUUUCGUCUCCAACAUCUAACUAUCCCAAAGCUCCGGGCUUUGAACGGGAGGACCAGGCAAAGAACCAGAAAGGACAGUGUGGAGAAAAUAAUCAGAAAAUAAUUGACCAAGAUAAGCAGAGCCACAGCAGCAUAUUUUCGGUGGUGAACCCACUGGCAUCCAGCAUAACAUCAAGCAUCACGUCCAGCUUAGCCUCAAGCAUUGGCUCAGACAGCUCCUCCCCCACUACAUUAUCAACUAUGAAUGCAAAAGCUACCCCUUUUUAUCCAGGAAGCAAUACGGUUGAGUCAGUAAUAGGAUCUGCACUUGACCUAAACUUCAAUGACAUAAGUGUUGCCUCCCUUGAUAAAGACCUAGAGGACCAAGACAAUAAUGGCUUUGGAAUAACAAGUCAAAGGUUAUUAGGGGGCUCGGAUCCUGUCAACAUUCCUGGCUCUCUGGCACGGUGUUCAUCUCUGCAUUCCUCCUCCUCUCUGUCCGCCUCCCCUCUCAGCUCUCUGUCCCAGUCAUUGUCCCAGUCAUUGCUCAGUGGAAUGGCUUCUCAGCAGAGUCAGACACAGGGCUUGCCAAUCAAAACCGAGCACAGCCUCUUAGGGACACCUACGUCUACUCAAAACUCUUUAGGUUUGAAUGGUGGAGCUGGAGGCAUAUGGGAUUUUAUGAGUGGCAGCCUUUCCCCAAGUCCAUCUCCAGUGUUCAGCUCAAGUAUGGUCAGCUCCAGCAGUGCAGAUCUGGCUCGACUCCUCCGUGAUCUGGACGAGGCCAAGAAGAAAAUCAAGCAGUGGGAGGAUGCCUGGCAUCAGGUCAAACAGGCAUGUGAAGCAUGGCAGAAAGACGCAAAAGAGGCGAAAGAGCAGGCGAAGGUAGCCGAGGCAGAGCGGCAACUGGCCGAGCAGAAGCGCAAGGACUCCGAGCUCAAGCUAAAAGAGCUGCAAGGAGACUUUGACACGCUCUGUCGUUCACCUAGCACACCACUGCUGCGCAGCUAUGGAGACCUGGACCAGCUCCCACUGCCAAAACUCCACUCUAUCCAGAGCCAGCUGCGCUCAGACCUCGACCUUAUCGACGGGGUAAUAUAUCAGCUUCAGUCAAAGAAAUGUAUAGCUUGCCAAAAGCAUGAUCGUUGCAUUGUACUGCAGCCUUGCCAACAUUAUGUACUUUGUGAAAACUGUGCACCUAGUAAAACAGAAUGUCCUUACUGUAAGACAAAAAUAUUGAAGUGGUGAUGUACAGCUGUUUAAGGUACUAUUUAAAGAUCUAGCCCUUUGAAGAACUACUAAUACAUAUAAAGCGUACAGUUUCUACAUAGCAUUUUUGUGUUUCAGUAUUUCAUAUAGUGAUUUAAAAUGAUAGUUAUUAGAAUCUAAUAAAUGGUGUUUGACUGAUCUAUAUAAAUCAAGUACUUAAAUGCAAUACAGGUUUUUAUACUAGAUACUUGGUCAUUUUUAUUAAGCAUUAAAAUUCCCCCUGGAAAAGAGAUUUUGGAAUUUGUAAUUCAAUAGCCCUGAUUUGACUGUUAAUUACAGAAAUAUCAGUCAGACAUCAUUACUGCUACAUGACUGUGUGAAGAGAAAUGAUUUCUUGUUUAAAAAAAGAAAAGCACUUUGACCUGGAAAUUGUUAAAGGGUAUUUUAGAAAAUUUGCUUUAAGCUGCUUUUGUAGAGUUGUUAUUAUUAUUAUUAUUUUAUUAUUAUUUUUUUAAAGAUUUUUCCCUUCCAAGAUACGCUAAUCUAUGAAGCUUUUUGUGUGUACUGUGAAACAUAUAGUAGACUAUUUCACAUUUCUUAAAUCACAAUAUAGUAUAUAGUUAGUAUAAAUAUACAAUAGUGCAAAACUGUAGUCACUACUUUUCAUUGUUACUUACAUUUUUACAAUCAAUAAGUGACAAUUUUGAAUGCUUUGUAGGCAUAACCAGCAGCUCGGAUAUCAGUAAGGCACAUACUGUACGCUAAAGCAUUUAGUACAUUCUUUUUUUUUCUGUCUUUUAGUGAUUAUUCAGUACUGUGUUAUGUAGUUGUUAAAGGAGCACGUGUUCUGAAGUCCUCAAAGAUGUGUUGGGUUUUUAGGACUUUCAGCUUUUUGGAUAUGUUUACUAGAACGUAUCUGAUACCCGGCCACUCUCUCUCAAGUGCCUUGACCAUUCAAAUACUUCAGCGUUUGUGAGGAGUUUAGGUUUGCAGAUUGUCCAUGCUUUUGCAAACGUAUGUUUCAUUAAUUUCUCAUUACUGUUUGAGCAUGUACAUACAUAUAUUGGCCCAGUUCAAGUGUUUCCUCAAGAUUGUCAUUGCUUGCGCUCGGGGCAGUAAGCUUACAUUUCUUUUGUCCCCAUUCCUUCUCUAUGAGCAAUGGUGCUUUUUGGGUGCAGCUUCAGUAUCUCUAAAAAAAAAAUGUCAAAUCAUCUUUGAUUUUCAGUAUUUAGGAAUAUAGGAAUCAGGAAAUAAACAUGUAUUUCUUUGAUUAUAAAAUUUAAAACUGGCUUUCUUUUUACGUUCUUUUGUAAUGUUUUGAAUUGUAGUGCUCUUUAGUGUUUACAGAUAAACAAAUCUAUGGUGUUUUAACUUGUAUAAAAUUUUUUUCCUUUCCAAAUUUGAGAGUUUAAUGUGCUUUUGGUUAAUCUAAUGGAAUGACCUACUACUGUGUUAAAUAGGUUUUUUUUGUUUUGUUUAUGUAUGGUCCUUUAAUAUUACAGCAAUGAAAUCGUGCAUUCAGUGGCCAGGUGCACACAAGUUUCUUUGACCUUGGGAUGAAUGGUUUACUUCUAAAGAAAUUGUGAUUUAUUUAUGACAAAUAUGGCCCAGACCCGCAUAGAUUUUAUCAAUUUUUUAAGUACAUAUAUGAUUUUUCUAUUUGUCUUUUUUUUCCCUUUCUCAUUUUCUAUUUGUAUUGAAAAAUCGUGUGUGUGGGGUGGGGUGGGGGCUCAUAAGCAGAUCAGUUGGCUUGAGAUGCCACAGAAAAAACAAUCAUUGCAUAUCUUAGUUGUAUUAACCAGCUGAAAGUCAAGAUCACAUUGCCGUAAAUGUUUGUGUUGGGAUGUUGGGCCAGGUAUUGAGCAGGCACAGCGGCCAGCAGCACGGAGAUAUUUCCUUGCAAAACGUGAAAAGUUUUGAACAAUGUGCUCAUCCAUUUCUGGAGUGAGGUUCAAGGGGGUGUGUCAUUUCUAAGUGGCUGAUACAAAUCUGUUUUUAUGGAGCACAUGUUCGUAUUGUGUCUGGUGUUCAACAUUUAAUUUAAUUCAAAAGUCAGUUGACAGUUGCAUGUCUUUUUUUUUUCUUCUUUCUUUUAUUAGAUAUUUCGGUUUAAAGAGGGAGCAUAUCCUCUCAUUAGGUUCCUGGACCACAAUAUAGAGUUUAAAAAAUGAAUAAAUGAUGCAAUUGCUGCAUCUGGAAUGUGGCAGGCUAUGUACAGAAAAAAGAAGUCUUGAAAUUAGACAUCUAUUCAACCAAACCAAAGUGGUAUUGUAGUUUCCUUUUUUUUUCUUCUUCUUUACUUAAAAUCUUCAACUUAAUAAUUUACAACUAUGACAGCCUUUCAUGUUUAAUUAGACAAACUAUGCCAACUGCUUUUGCUGACAAUAUUAAUGGAUUUAAAGUUUAUUUUGUAGGUUUACCAAAGACCUUUACUGUUUUUUUUUUGGUCCCUUUUGUAUUUCUGUGAAGAUAUUUUCAUUUUAGCAUUUAAAUUAAUUGGUUGAAAAAUCCGAUUUAACACUGACUAAAUGUUAUUUACACUGCUGUGUGCAUUUAAAACAGCUAAACAAAUCAGUGUAGAUCUAAAUGAGCUAUGUAGUUCUUUUUCAUUCAUGUAUUAGGAUUGAAUUGGCUAUUAUCUAUAGCAAAGGAAUGCCAUGGACAUGAACACAAAAUUUUGUUCAUAAUCUUGUGGCCAUAUGGAUUAGUGCUUAUUUGAAGUAUAUACAAUUUUUCUUUUUUUAUGCUAAUAGUACUUUAUAGUAAAAUUAUUAAGCCAGUUUUGAAAUAUUAGUGAUUGUGCACUACUUGUAUGCUGUCAAAGUUUAAAGUGUGUGUUUGCACUGUAGGGUGCUUUCUUUAGUUUCCAUUUGACUGGUGUUUGUUGACUUUUUUUUUUUAAUUGAAAUGAAUUGCAAUGCAUGUUUUACAACAUAGUCUUAUGAGUUCAAAUUUACUCUUGUAUCGUGUCAAAUUGUAUAUCAUAAUUUAACUAGAGGGGUAGAUGUAUAUCCAAAGUUAAAGGGGGCUAUCAACCUGUCGUCUACUCUAAUGGCUGAUGCAGACAAUAGGUUCUGUUCAUCAGAGGACUGUAGAUCUUAAAAUCUUGGCCUUGAAAUGCAUUUAAAUUGGCCUAAACUUUCUUGCAUGUGGUAUUAAUGAAUCAUCAUGCUGUGUGUUAUUAAAACAUGUAUGUGGUUAUGUAUUAUAGAAUACAAAUAGUUGAUGUCCUGCACUAAUGCUAUAUUUGUGCAAGACAACAUCUCUCCUGAACAAAUGUGUGCCUUUGUAUAAAAACCUGUUUGUAGUAUUCUUGGAUUGAUCAAGUGUCUUUUUGUCAUAUAAAAUGAGCCAAAUUGUCGUGCCUUGGGACAUUUCUCCAUGGAUUCCUUAAUGUGCAGGCGUCCUUCUGUAGUUUUACACUUUUUUUAAAAAAAAUUGUAUUAAUGACUACUUUCAUACCUUCACCUUUUGUGAAGGUGCAGCUCUAAGCUUCCUUCACAGAUAAGUGUUGCAUAAGGCUUGCACGAGCACAUAAAAGCAUGUUGUCACUUGGUACUUACGAUGUAUUGCAGAAAAUUGUAUAUUUAGAUUGAACAAUAAGUCAAAGUAUGAAUUGUCUGAAUCUGAACUGAUUAUGGUGUCAAUCACUAUACUGACUUUAUAUAUGGUUUGAUUUGUGAAUGAAACUGUAACCUUGGAGAGAGAAGAAAAAAAUAUAUAUUAUAUAUAUGCACACACCAGCCAUAACAUUAUGACCAUUGACAGGUGAAGUGAUUGAUUAUCUCAUUUGGCACUUGUCAAUGGGUGGGAUAUAUUAGGCAGCAAGAGAAUAGUCAGUUGUUUAUGUGUUAGAAGCAGGAAAAAUGGGCAAGUGUAAGGAUCUGAGCGACUUUGACAAGGGCCAAAUUGUGAUGGCUAGAUGACUGGUGCUGAGCAUCUCCAAAAUGGCACAUCUUGUGGGGUGUUCCAGGUAUGCAGUGGUUAGUACUGACCAAAAGUGGUCCAAGGAAGGACAACUAGUGAACUGGUGACAGGGUCAUGGGUGUCAAAGGCUCACUGAUUCACAUGGGACAUGAAGGCUAGCCCAUAUGGUCCAAUCCCACAGAAGGGCUACUGUAGCUCAAACUGCUGAAAAAGUUAAUCCAGGCUAAAAAAAAAAAAAAGGUGUCAGCAUGAACUUUUUUAACAGUUUGUGCUACAGAUCCUUACACUUGCCUAUUUUUUUGCUUCCAACACAUCAAGAACUGACUGUUCUCUUGCUGCCUAAUAUAUCCCGCCCCUUGACAGGUGAUAUUGUAACGAGACAAUCGAGGUUAUUGUAUGAGAGAUACACCACUCGUAUUUUUCAUAUGAACGACAUCUGGGACAUUGAAUGACCAUAUUUUUCAGGAUGUCACUCAUGAGGAAAUCGAUGAGGUUGUGUUUUUUAUAAAUUUGGGUACUUUUUUGUUUGUCUACAUAAUAAAAUCAUGAAGAUAUGAAGUUUAUCUUCUCGUGUUGAAAAUCUCAUUUUUCAUAUGAAAUGCAUCAGGUCUGAGUGAUAGUUUCCUAAAUUUUACUCCGAUGAUGACGUCCAUCCCAGUGUUUUCCCACUGACUCAACACAUCUCCAAAUGGUGAACUGGUUCCAAAUUAAAAUUCUUUUGAUUAACUUAAGUAUUUUGUUUUGUGUGGAUGUGUCCAUAUAAUAUAAAGAACAUUACACAGUGGCGCGAAGAUAUGAAGUUUAUCUUCUCGUGUUGAAAAAUAUAUCACUCAUUCGCUUUGCUCAAUCGUGAUGUAUACAUUCACCACUUGAAGAUAAACUUCAUAUCUUUACACAACCAUGUAAUAUCCUUUAUAUAUUCACUUAACCUGUCAGUGGUCAUAAUGUUUGUUUGUUUGUUUAUACACACACACGUACAUAUGUAUGGUAUUACUAAAUUCACAGCAUGAAUUUAUUCCCUAAUUUCACAGCCCUAUGUCUGUGUCAGCCAUCAAUUAGUAAUCAGUGUUCACUUGGAAAUGAAUGGCCAGGCAACUGUUAUUAAAGAAAAGCACCAAGUAGAAAGUUGUUUAGAACAGUGUAAAUUAACUGUACCAUAACACACUGCAGUGGAAUUCUCUUUUUUGUGAAUUUUUUUCUCCUUGUUUUUGUUUGUUUGUUUGUUUAUUUUCUAUUAAUGUGAUUAUUGAACCUGAAGAUUUAUGCAAUCUUGUACAUACAUAUGUCUCAACUUGGUUAAAUUUACCAGUCUAGUUAGGGAAAAGUAAUACUUUUAUUAUCAUAGACAUUGGUUAGGAAACAGACAAAAAUAAAAUCCAGGAUUGGAAUGUUCUGAUUGAUCUAAUGUCGAAACCCUGAAUAUUGAAUGUAAUUAAACAGUACUCAAAUUCAAUUUAAAAUGGGUCACUGGAAAGAAACAUGGAUAGCAGUGGAUCUAUGAUGUAGCACUAGUUGUAUGAAUUGCGAUACACACAAAAUAAAUUUUAAGUUAAACACA